AUGUUGUUCUCAAAAUUAUACAAACCAAAUUAUUUGAAAACGUUCACAAAUUUACGAACAAUCACCACCACAAAAUGUUUGAAGGUUGAACAUGCAGAAAUUCGCAUUCCAGUACCAUGGGGGCAUGUGUCAGGACAAUGGUGGGGCUCAAAAGAACAAAGGCCAAUUUUGGCCGUUGCGGGAUGGAAGGAUAAUAUUGGAACAUUUUUACCAUUAAUUGAAGAAGUCUCCAAACACGUUGGCAUUGUUUGCAUCGAAGUCUCAGGUUUAGGGCUGUCAACACCAUUCCCACCUGGAUUUUUUUAUAAUUUCGAUGCCGCUUUAACUAUCGUGCACCAUGUUUUAGAUCACUUUAAAUGGGAUAAAGUCUCCUUCAUGGGUCAUUCUUUGGGUAGUGGUACUGCAUUUAUGUACGCAGCACUGUAUCCCGAAUUAGUUGAUUUCAUCGUGGGAAUUGAUAUGUUGGUACCCAUGCCAACUAGCAGAGAAAACUUUUGUAAAGUGCGACGAACAUCUUUAGACAGUUUUCUGGCUUGGGAUAAAGCGAUUGCAAGAGGUGAACGUAAAUUAUAUACAUAUGAAGAGGCUCAAGAAGAAGUUACUAAAAACACAUUCAAUUCAAUACCACGCGAAUUUACUGCACACUUAUUACAACGGGAACUAGUUAGAUCUGAUUCACAUCCUGGAAGGUAUUAUUUCCGUAUGGAUCCAAGACAUAAUGUUAAAGCGGUCACAUAUCCACCUGAACAGAUAUUAGAAAUGGCUGAACAAGUGCGAUGUCCAAUAUUAAAUAUAAAAGGAACAGAAUUUCCUUUUAUUGAAGGAGAAACAAUGUAUUAUAAGGUUUGUGAAAUCUUAAAGAAAAAUAACGUUCCAUUGCAAAUAGAAAAUGUCCAGGGUUCGCAUCAUGUACAUUUAACUAAUACAGACGAUUGUGUGCCAAUUGUUAAAGAUUUUAUUCGAAAAUAUGAUAGUGAAGAACGUUUUUCGGAGAUACCCAAUGCCGAUGUACGAAAAUUUUAUAAUUUUUGUUAGUUAACUUUAUGAGUGUUCACAUUUUCGAAUCCAAAUAUUUACUUUUUACGCUACUAACCGAAGAUUUGAAGGUAAUUUUGACUAAGAACAGAGAAGUCGCCAUAUCCAUAGUUGUUGGUCUAUGUGAAAAUAUUCUUAAUGCUACAGCCAGACACAAGGACGAACACCAACGAAACUAGCCAAGUUCUAAACAAUUUAUCUUUUUUCCUUUUUCGUUGUGGUUACCUAGUGUUCGUCUUUGCUUGUGGCCGCAUCAUUAGAUGACUUUGAUUUACAAAUAUAUUUUGCUAUUUUUCAACAAGUUUGAAUAGAAAAACAUUUUAUAAAUGUUUGUUUGUGGCAUUAUUAUGUAAGGGGCACAUAGUGAAAUCUGUGAAAGUUGCUCUAAAAAAGAUAUAGCUUGUGCUUGUUCAUUCAUAUGUCAUCACUCAUCACAAUGUGACAUCUUCUAACAUAGUUGUCAUCAUAUCGUGAUAAUACCUUCAUGUUAGGAAUAAACAAACACAAGCUAAAUUGUAGGGAAAAUCAUCAAUGACAUCAAGCAGUUAAUACGGAAACCGUAAGCAGAGGCUUAAAUCUUAAAAAUACAG
Chrysoperla carnea is the source of this 1625-nucleotide messenger RNA. RefSeq names its product probable serine hydrolase. The record is from RefSeq and is a predicted model, not a curated record. NCBI's taxonomy places the organism in Eukaryota, Metazoa, Arthropoda, Insecta, Neuroptera, Chrysopidae. The transcript is spliced from 2 exons. Bases 1 to 1035 code for a protein of 344 amino acids.